Molecule: messenger RNA, 1026 nt
Organism: Oikopleura dioica
Lineage: Eukaryota; Metazoa; Chordata; Appendicularia; Copelata; Oikopleuridae
Source: the annotation of a GenBank genome assembly
AUGAAAAAUUAUCAGAAAAAUAACUUGGCAAUUGUAAAGACUCGAAUUGUUCCAAAUGGAGUCAUUUGCUUCCUCCAUGUUGCCAAAAGCGCGGGAACUGCCUUCACCGAGUAUUUAACCUCCAACAUUGUUUCUCGAUCCCGAAACCCACUCGACCAAGAUGGCUACUACUUCGGCAACCAUCGAAUUCCUUCAAAACACUUCGACUGGAGCUCCGUUGAAAAUCUCAAAAACGCAAUGACGGACAAAACAGAACAUUUUGAAGUCAUCACUCUUUUGAGAGAACCAGUUUCACGGGCGAUCAGUCACUUUAACUUCAUCAAACGAGAUCGGGGAUGGGCUUCGAAAUUGCUCGUUGGAGUUAGUUUGGAGGAAUUGCUUGGGAACUUGGACUUGAUGAUGCAAGUAAGGGGUUUGUGGCAGGAUGGACAGGCGAGUGUAAGUUGGCUCAGCGGAACCCACAUCGGCCAAUCCUGGGUAAAACACGAGUGGGAUCGAACCCUCCCGAAAUCCGACCAACUCCGAGAUCUUGAAGAAGACAGCCUAAACUUCGAAAAAGUCCUCUCAGACGCUGCUGAUCGUCUCGAAUCAUGCACUUGGAUUGGGUUGAAAGAAAGACUCAAUGAUAGCAUUGAGCUGCUGAAUAAUCAAUUUCCGAAUGGAAUUAAGAAAGAUGCAGUGAUGAAAUCGACGGCAAAUAAGUUGAAUUAUGAAAAACCGGGGCAAAAUGUUCUUGACAAGCUCAAGGUUUUGAUGCCGCUGGACAUUUGGUUGUACGAAUACGCCGUUGAUUUAUUCAACGCUCGCUGGAGCUAUUAUAAAACUGGAAAAGUCGAAGAAAUCCCAAAGCGUCCACCUUUUCCGAAAAUCACCUGCAGAUCUACUCGUUAUAUUCUUAUGUGCUACGAAGGCCCUUUUGGACGAUUUGUUUACAGAUGGCCGGCGCUCGAAAAUGUCGAAAGCGAAGCUGAAAGAGCUAAGCAAGAAGAAUAUUAUCAAAAAUGGAUGAAGGAAAUUCAAGAUUAG